AUGGAAGAGUGGACAGUGUGUCGUCUGUGUUUGGAAUCUGGUGAAGAUCAGCUGAAAUCCCUGUCAGAUUGCUCAUUUCAAGCAUCAUCGUACUUCAGUAUCUACUUUAGCGUUGUGGGUAUCAAUUUGACGGAUUAUGCCACAUUCCCCAUGAAGAUUUGCCCACAGUGUGAGAAUGAGAUGCUGCGGGCAUUUGAAUUUCGGCGGAAGUGCUUGGAAACUGAAGAGAAAUUGAAGGAUCUGAAGAGUGCGGAGGAGGGGACCAAGGCCAUUGAAUUUGUGGCAGCUUUGGAUGGAAUAGCAUCUACAAAAGUUACAGAUCAUCAUGGGUAUGCCAGGCAGCAGAAGCACACAGUUUACAGUGAACAGGAAACACUUCCAGACGCCACAGUUGGACAGGAGGCUUCCAAUAGUGGCGUGAGCAAGGAUACGCCAUUGAAGAUUCGCUGUAAGAUCUGUAAGGGCAUUUUCAACGAGAUGGACACCUUCAGGACACAUCUGUGUGGCAAGCAAAAGACCUACAUAGACACAAAUGCCGAGGAGAGUGGGGAGCAAAAUGAGCCAUUCUUUAAGUGCAACAAAUGCGGAAAGACCUUCAUCGGACGAUCGUAUUUCAUGGCCCAUCUAGAUCAGCACACAGAACGAAAAAUCCGCCAUAGAUGCAACUACUGCAACAUGGAAUUCAACUCCACCGUCACCCGGACAACGCACAUUCACAGGGAACACCUCAAAACACCUUCCUGCCACUGCCCGUACUGUGGGAAGGGCUUCUACGACAAAAACCGACGCACCAAUCACAUUCGCGAUAAGCACACCAAUCCUUCGGUCUACCAGUGCGAUCGCUGUGGCAAGGAACUCAAUUCCAGCAUUAGCCUGUCAUCCCACAUGAAACAGCACACAGAUGAGGUGACCUGUGAAGUUUGCGGGAAGAAACUCAAAAAUAUCCGGACUUUUGAGCAUCAUAUGGCUCUUCAUACCACCCAGAAGAAAUUCAUUUGUCCCGUUUGCUCACACGCUUUCCGGACUAAUGCUCAGCUCAGGAAGCACACUCAGCACGUGCACGCCGGCGAAAUGAUGUCCAGUGGCAGCACAAUGGACCAGAAAACCAUGCAGUCAGCCUAA
Messenger RNA from Phlebotomus papatasi, 1122 nucleotides. RefSeq names its product zinc finger protein 624-like. Gene Ontology annotation, biological process: regulation of transcription by RNA polymerase II. Gene Ontology annotation, cellular component: nucleus. NCBI's taxonomy places the organism in Eukaryota, Metazoa, Arthropoda, Insecta, Diptera, Psychodidae. The record is from RefSeq and is a predicted model, not a curated record. The transcript has a single exon. Gene Ontology annotation, molecular function: zinc ion binding; DNA-binding transcription factor activity, RNA polymerase II-specific; RNA polymerase II transcription regulatory region sequence-specific DNA binding. The coding region runs from base 1 to 1122 and encodes 373 amino acids.